Molecule: messenger RNA, 846 nt
Organism: Cryptococcus wingfieldii CBS 7118
Lineage: Eukaryota; Fungi; Basidiomycota; Tremellomycetes; Tremellales; Cryptococcaceae
Product: exosome complex component RRP45
Exons: 6
Coding region: 1-846 (281 amino acids)
Biological process (GO): U1 snRNA 3'-end processing; U5 snRNA 3'-end processing; nuclear polyadenylation-dependent rRNA catabolic process
Cellular component (GO): cytoplasmic exosome (RNase complex); nuclear exosome (RNase complex)
Source: RefSeq, a predicted model, not a curated record
AUGGUCAGAGAAGUUGAACCGCCGACAGUCCAGCAGGAUUUUCUCCUUGCCGCUUUAGCCGAAGGGAAAAGGCUCGACGGCAGGCUACCCCUCGAAAUGAGAAAGGUGCAAUAUGUCUUUGGAGAGGAAUUAGGUUGUGUGGAAUGUAGGAUGGGAAAGACGGCGGUCCUGGCCCAAGUAUCGGCGUCAAUUGUCAAACCUCGCGAAGAUCGGCCGUAUGAGGGUUUCCUCCUCAUCAACUCUGAGAUUGGGCCUAUGGCGAGCAGUGUUUAUGAGCUUGGACGGCCAAGUGACGACGAAGUGUUGAUAGGCAGAUUAUUGGAGAAGAGCAUCAGGCGUACUGAGGCUGUGGAUCGGGAGGCCCUGUGUAUCAUUGCUGGAGAGAAGGUCUGGCAACUCCGCUUGACACUACAUUUCUUGUCAGACUCGGGAAACCUCCUUGACUGCGCUGCUCUGGCGGGUAUGACAGCUCUGAGACAUUUCAAACGGCCGGAUGUGGAAGUAAUAGGAGAUGAGAUCAUAAUACAUUCGCCUGACGAACGCGCACCUGUUGGGUUGGCCAUCCAUCACACUCCUCUCUGUCUGACCUUUGCCUACUUUGAAAACCUUCCCCCCAUCCUAGACCCUUCCCACCUCGAAGAAGUUUUGUGUUCUGGCACCCUCACCCUUACUCUCAACGCGCAACGAGAGAUCUGUGUUCUGUCAAAGGCUGGAGGGACUCCACUUGCAGCAGAUGAGAUUAUGGGUGUUGUCAAGAUUGGCGUGGAGAAGGUGAGGGAGCUGGUGAGCAAUAUGGAGGAGGCCUUGGAGCUGGACAGGUCAACUAGGGUCACGGAAAUACAGUAA